AUGCGAAUCCGGCGAAAAGAGUGUGCUGGUGCAGGAGAACUCGAGCCUCUGCCAAUGAUCGAUGGCCCGAGCAGCAUGGCCAGUGAUCUCAACCCCAAGGCCGAUCGACCGAACAAGAGGAGGAAGACCACCCUCCUGACGAAUAACACCGAGGACGAGGGCAGGCGGACGAAACGAAAGGUUACCGACCCUUUAAGCGGGCAAAAUGCCGUAAAUCUCGACAUCACGCCGCAGGUUGCGGAUCUACCCGCACCGAUCCAGCCUAUCUACCCGAUGCCCACGAUCUACUCCAUGCCACCCCCGGUGCCGUCCUAUUAUCCCCCUCCAAGCUAUCCUAAGAUCCCCGCCGAGUUCUUCACUGUUCCAGCGCACACGAUCCAGGUGUACACGAUCCAGGCGUGCAUUAUCCAGGCGUGCAUUAUCCAGGCGUGCAUUAUCCAGGCGCACACGAUCCAGGCGUGCAUUAUCCAGGCAUACAUUACCCAGGCGUACAUUACCCAGGCGUACAUUACCCAGGCGUACAUGAUCCAGGCGUACAUGAUCCAGGCGUGCAUUAUCCAGGCGUACACGAUCCGGGCGUGCAUUAUCCAGGCGUGGUUUAUCCCGGUGUACAUGAUACGGGCGUACAUGAUACGGGCGUACGUGAUCCAGGCGUACAUUAUCCAGGCAUACCUAUUGCGAGCGUACCUGUUCCAAGCAUAUCUUUGCCAAACACGCCUGCUACAGGAGCGCCUACCAUCUUACCAACCCCCGAGCCAUCGGCAGAGCCGAAAUCAAAAAGUCGUCUCCGGCCAGGCCAACGGUCCCUGGACAGAGUCUCUUCCCGUUGCGGAGGUCAAGGGUUACGCGGUUGGUCUCGCGGGGGCCGAAUCUAUUCUGCAAUCCAUUGUCAAAACAUACGACCUCCCAGCAAUCCUCACGGCUCUCCGACAGGCGAACUCGUACGACAUUCCUCGUCCACCUCCGGAGUUACGCUUACCCCACAAACAUUUCGAGUCGGGUCCCAAGAUUCAGCGUAGGAUACGGCCCCAACUUAAAACGUACCAAGCCCCCUCUCGCUCGACGAUAGUGGAGUCUAGCGAGGACGAACUUGGCCAAAACGUCCAUCCCGUCAUUGGCAAGCUUUUCAACUCUUUAAAGACGUCCCUUUCAGCAUACGACCGGUCUGAUUGCGAAUCGUCAUCCUGGGCGCAAAAGCUUCUGGGGCCGCCGAAAAAGAAGAAGAAGAGGUCGAAGCUAGACGGCUUCAUCGUAUCGAGCGAGGACGAGGCCGACGAACUCGACGAGAUUUCGGACGCGGACAACGAGUGGAUGUCGCCGCGCAAGGAAACGGCAAAGACGGUGAUCCGCACCGGGGAUUUGGCGGCCAAGGCCAAGGAAGCCCGGUUAACGAAUGCCAUCGUCAUCAGCGGUCCCCACGGUUGCGGAAAGACGGCGGCCGUCUACGCUAUUGCCAAAGAGCUCGACUAUGAGGUCUUUGAGAUCAAUGCCAGCAGCAGGCGCAGUGGGAAGGACGUGAUUGAAAAACUGUGGAUAUCAACCCUCCGCCGCCCCGGCGACCCCGCGGCCACCUCAACAACAAAACCGAACCUGGAGGAACCUAAAGGCGAAGCAGCGACGCCAAAGGCGGGGCAGCCAUCAAAGUCGCAGAAGCAGUCGCUGAUCCUUCUCGAGGAAGUGGAUGUGUUGUACGAGGAAGACAAGCAAUUUUGGGUUACGAUUAUGACACUGAUUGCCCAGUCUAAGAGACCAUUUGUCAUGACGUGCAACGACGAGAACCUCGUACCUCUCCAGAGCCUCAGCUUGCACGGUAUCUUCAGGUUUACCCCGCCACCCACCGACCUCGCGGUGGAUGCGAUGCUCCUCAUCGCCGCAAACGAGGGCCACGCUCUCGAACGACGACCGGUAGAGGAUCUCUACCUCAUGCGGUGCAAAGACCUCCGGGCCUCGCUCACGGACUUGAACUACUGGUGUCAGCUAGGCGGGGACGUGGUGCGCGUGGUCAGCGAAGGAACGUACCGAACCGGCAUGGGCUGCUUCGCCCGGGACGUGGUGACGAGCUGCGCGACCGAGGCGGAGGUGGAAGCCGAGCUUGUGGAUCAGACGUGGGAGUGGUGGGGAGUCGACUGCGAUGGUUUCCUCGAAGUCAAGAACCCCAAGGCAUUUCCCGCCAGACACCGGGAAGAGGGAGCGGACGCGGCCAAGGCCACGGCCACGGCCAUGGCGCGAAAGCAGACACUUGCAUCGCUAGACAUGUACGCGGGGCUGAUCGAAUCUAUGAGCGCGGCCGACAUUCUCGCCGCCGGUGGAUUCGGGCAGCGGUUUGAUGAAUCGAUCGACGCUACCCUCCCCGAGAUCAAUUCACGCGCACGAGACGACUUUACGCUCGGCCGCGCGGUCCUCGACGCGCCAGUGACGACACACCACUGCCCACUAUCAAACCACAUUUCGACAGCGACCAAGUGUCUAGCUCGUGCGGUGUUUAGGGACACGGCUCAACGGCGCCAUCUCGCGCACGAGACGUCGGCGGCGGCCCCGCUCAACGAGGCGUCGGCCAUUACCAACAUACGAGCCGCCGCGGACGGGCACCAGUCGCGCCACUCGAUUAGUAGGAUGGACAUGGGCUUCGCCUUUGACCCCAUUGCAGCCUCGGAUAAGUUCCCCACGAGCGCGCUCGGGUACCUGGACCCGUCCGUCUUUGACCGCACGAUGCGUCUCAUCACGCUGGACGUGGCGCCCUACGUGCGGGCCAUUGUCGCGUUUGACGAACGCCUCAAGAAGGAGCGGCUACGGCUGGGGAACCUGGUGCUCCUCAACGAAAGCAGCACGCCGCUCUCCCAGCGCCCGGCCAAGAGGCAGCGGCAAACGAGAGCAGCGUUGUCGGCGCUGGAGGGCGGGCCGAGGAGCACGACGCGUCGGGAGAGGUACUUUUCGGUAGACCUCAAUCCGUACCUGGUCAUGAGGACGGGCGGGAAAGGGUGGCAAGACGCAGUGGAUGAAAUUAUGGAGAAGGCGGCGCUCGAGGCGAGACUCAAGGAGGCCGCGGUCGAUCAGGCCGCCGCUGCGUGGGUGUCGAUGUCGUCGCCGUCGCCUGGGUCGGUAUUGGGUUCCGAGAGGAGGGGCCGCCCGCCUCGCUUGUGGUGGAGGGGCGGGUGCUGUGACGCAUAUGGGUACACAGAAUGCACCCAACAUGUAGUAUGGAAAGGGAAGUGCUAG
This is a messenger RNA of Parascedosporium putredinis, 3216 nucleotides long. The record is from the annotation of a GenBank genome assembly. NCBI's taxonomy places the organism in Eukaryota, Fungi, Ascomycota, Sordariomycetes, Microascales, Microascaceae.